CAAACAUUAAAGGAUAGGUUGAGACAAAUACUGUGAACCAGGAGCAAAAGUUCUGCAUGAUAUAUUUCUGUAACAUAUGGAUGCAUAGUCUACUACUUCGGCAUGAUGAGUUAGUAGGGACCCUGAAUGUACUGUUGCAGCUGAAAUUAGUACAGUGCCUCUUAGAACUGACAUUAGGAGCUGAUCAGAGGGAGAAAUGAGGCAUUUUCUCAAUAUUUUUCUAAGUCUCAAUUUUAUUAUAUUUUUAUAUAUAAUAAGAAGUGCUGUUGCACUAGAGCAGUGCAACAUUAAGCAGUGCAGUGUUAUUAAAGUGGUGAGGGGUCUGUGCAUACCUCUGGUGAGACAGUAGAAUAUCCCAAAUGUGGCAUAUUCAUGUGCUUGUAUAAAUGGGCUAGUUGACUUUGUUCCCUUUCUUGGGAAAGUCUUGCAGAUUGGGUAAGGAAAUUGAGGGUUCUUGAUGAUGGUUUAUGUUCAUGGAGGGAUUUGUGUAUUUUCUUUACCUUAGGUGAUACUGUAGCACUUAAUUUAGUUACCUGGCAUAGAAAGACUUCAUUCAGCUGUGACAGAAGACAGAAUUGUGAGGUGCAGAAGUGGUGGUGUCAGUAGGCACCUGGGCAGAAUUACAAGGGAGUGUUGGGAAGGAGCAUGGCCACAGCUUGCUUGGAAACUCACCUCUCCAGGUGAGUUGUCUCUGCAACAGAGGCAGAACCAGGUUUUCUGUGUAGGAAGAUAAAGCUCAUCUGAUGUGUUUCCUGAAAUGCCCCUGCUGUCACCUGCAGGGAAAUACAAGGUCAUGCAGACAAGGCUCUCACUGAGCAGCUGGGAGUGUGGUGUAGGAGGAAAGUGUUCAGACUUGCUGAACUGCAGAAACAUGGAACAGAGGGAGCUUGUGUGGAGAGAAAAAACUUCAUCUUGAGAAAAUCAAAACCAGGCUUCUGGCACUUAAAAUUGAAAAGCUUUCAUAGGGGAGUCCUUAACAGUUUCUUAAAGGCAGAGGCUCAGGUGUGGCAGAGCACACAGUAUGGGAUGAAGCAUUUCCUAGAAGUGAGAUUGCAGGAUCCAUGUGCCUUUGAAAUAGUGUCAGGAUCGAGGCUGGCAAAAAAGUCGUGAAAAUGUUAGAACAAAUUUCAGUAGGGUUUGAUGGGGAAAAAAAAAAAGAAAAAGGAUGGCUGAACCAAAGCUCGUGUGCUGCUACAGAGUAAUCUGGAAAGUUCAACACAGAACUGAAAUGGCCAAUCUGGAAAUGGGAAUGCAUAUUCAAAAGGCUGAUCAGGCCCGUCAGUGGAACCUUUCAGUACUGGGGCACAGUAAUGUGAUGGAAUUCUACUAAGAUGUAAUAGCUUACCCAAGGGAGAAGUGGCAGUAUGUGUAGAAGAAAACUUAAGUCUUCAAUCUGUUUCCUGGUGGGUUUUGAUGGUAAAAGUCAUCAGGACUGAAAUACCAGCCCUGUGGAGAACCAACCUGGUAACUGACCCCACAAUGUGUAAUGACUACUCUGUUGAGGAAAAUCAGAGGGGCAGCAAGGGCUGGAUAGAAAAGCAAAAGGAGUAAUAACUUCUCCUCACAUGGGCUGGGUCACACAUCUCGAGGUGCGGUGCAGAAUGCAAUUGUUUAGAUGCCACAAAUAAUAACUUAGAACUGCUAUUCAGAGAGCCCUUCAGAAGAGCAACAAUUCUUGACUUGAUCUGGAGCGCUACUCAGGUAAUUGGAUUCAGAUGUUGCUGUGGAACAGCCAGACUGUAGUUCUAAUAUUCUUUCAGGAAGAAUAAAAGACAAAGAAACCACUGAUGUGUUUAAUUUUGGAAGGGGGAAUUACAUAAGAGGAGGAGGCUUCUUAACUCACAUGUGGGUUAAAUAUAAAAAACAGAAUAAAGCAGACAAAAAGAGUUUGAGAAAUAGCUUACAAAAGGAUAAAACCAGUCAUAAAUCCUUCUUCUUCUGUUGUACCGUGGUGGGACAGAGAGACAUGGCUGCAGAAUUUUUUAUGGCUGGGAGGAAUGGGGAAUAAGAAAGAGCAUCUGUAGAAAGUAAAAUUUUAAAAAAAAUAUCUUUGUGCACCCAUGUUCACUAUGGAGGUGCUUAGGGAGUUUUUAAUGAUAAAAUGACAUGAUAAGCAUAGAAGGAACUUAGAGUGCAGUAUCCUAUGAAACUCUGUAAGAGCAGACUCUGAAAUGGAAUUUUUCUCUAUGGGGAGAAUAAUUAGAGGACAUCUCAUUAAUAUACCAAAAGAAUCCGUAAGAAAAUCAGCAACAGGAACUGUUUGAGUGCCAUGAUUUUAUGAUAUACACCUGAGGUGUAAAAGAAAUUUGAAUCUGAAAUUGGUGAGGCCUUAAUCCAGGUCCAUAGCUUGUCAUAAUUUACCAUCUUUUUCCAGAGAAGGACAAUGAAGCUGUUGAAGGGUCUAGAGGGUAAGUCCUAUGAGAAGUGGCUGAGGAAGCUGGAGUUGCUUAGCCUGGAGAAAAGGAGGCUCUGUGGUGACUUUAUCACUCUCUGCAACUGCCUGAAAGAAGGUGGUAGCAAGUGACAGGACGAGAGGACAGAGCCUCAGGCUGGGCCAAGGAAGGUUCAGGUUGGACAUCAGGAGGAAUUUCUUCUCAGUAGGUGUGGUUAGACAUUGGAAUGAACUGCCAGUGGAGGUGGUGGAAUCACCAUCCCUGAAGGUGUUUAAGGAAAGACUGGAAGGUGGCAUGGCCUAAUUGACAUUGUGGGUUUUGGUCAAAGGUUGGACUCGAUGAUCUCAGAGGUCUUUUCCAACUGAAUUGAUUGUGAUAGCACUACAUAUCACUAUAUCAUAUCAUAUAACUAUACCUUUUCCAGGAAAUUGAAUAUCCCAAUAUUUUACAAUAUCUGGGGGAGGUAGAGGCACAAAGCCAGAUGUCUGUAUUCUGUAAACUGAACUCAUGAAUUGCUGAAAAGUCAGUAUGGCUUUGCAAUUACUUUCCUUUUCGUUCUUUUUUUUUCAGGUCUGCUGUGGUUCUUUGAGGACUUUUUGUAAGAGUGUGACCAUGUAUGAAUUGGUUGAUAUAUUUGGAUUCUCAAAGGCUUUUAUUAAGCCUGUUGUAAAAGAUUCCAUGGGAACCAGUGUGCUGUGAGACAAGGGAAGACCGCUCAUGGAACAGUAACUAAUAGGAAAUAAUGAGUAGGAAUUAGUCUUUUUGCAAUAUGGAUGGAAUUGCUUUUAUCCAGUUGAAUUUAACAAGGGUCUUGUAAGGAAAAUGCUUUUCAGCAUUUUAAAAUACCUGUUAAAAGAAAAGAAAACUGUCAGUAAAGAGUUGUAGAAUGAUCUCUCAAUUUUGAAAGACUGGGCAGGGACAGGAUAGAACUUCAGAUUUCCUGUUGGUGGACAUUAAAUAACACAAAGUUUUCUAACUUCAUGUAUGCCUCAAUGGGUUUCUACUUACAAAUUUUUAACCAAUAGUUCCUUCUUAGGAAAGUGCUCUUGGAAUUACACUUGAUUAUUUAAAAAAAAGUCAGCUCCUAAUUUUGUUAUCUUGAAAAGUAAUGAGCUGUUUAGACAGGAAAGAAGACACCAUUAAUAUGUACAUCUGGAUCUGAGAAUACCUUGAAUCUGGUGUACAGUCUGCUUUUGUGUUCUUGCCAUCACCCUAAUGUGGUGUAACGAACUGCUGUAAGAUGCAUAUUCUUUACAGGAACAAUUAGACAGAGUAGGACUUGUUAUUCUGGAAAGAAAAUGAGUCAAAAACGCUCAAGUUUUGUAAAAAGUAUAUGUGUUGGAGAGAAUGUUGUUGGAGAAACAUGGAUAUUUAUUUGUUUAAUACAAAAACUAGAAGUCAUCUAGUAUUUAUGUGUAAUCUGUGUAAUUUUCAAAACUGACCAUCAAAUCAAUGAAGAAAAACAUCCAAGGACAAUAUAAUAAAAAAAAAAAACAACUCCAAAACCAAACCAAACCAAAACCAGCCAAGCACAAUAAAAUGAUGACCACUACAUCACAAGGUUCACAGACCCCUUAAGCUAAAGGUUCUUGGAAGCUUAGGAGGAGACUAGUAAUCAAAGGAGCGCAGAGAUGGUUGCCCCUGGCAUCUGACACUAGGUGGUGUCAGUGCAAAUAAUUCUGGCCUGACCCACUGUAGCCUUCCUAAUGUAGUGUAAGGUAAAAACGCUAGAACUUCCUGGUUUUUGAAUUUGUGCUCACAAGGCACUGAGCUGUUUAAAAGAAAUGUGUUGUACAUCAGCCUGGACUUGGGGAAGUCAAAGCUGACGCAGUGCAGUGUCCAGCUGGGGUUUGAGGAGUGCCACAGGAGCCAUCAGUGGCAGGAAUCUGAAAGUCCUGCUGUUCAUACUGGCAGCCAGUACCAGUUUUAAUUAUGCUGCAUAUAUGAGUAUGCUGAGUUUUUCAUUCUUGAGGGAGCUUGUUGAUUGAUUUGUACAAUGAAAUACCUCAGUGUUUCUAUGUGGAAGACAAGAAUUAGCUGUCAGAUGCAGUUGGUGGCGUUUCUGGUGUCUGACAAAAGUAGUUUUAGGCUUGUCUCACAAAAGGACUGUGCUUCCUGAUGUCAGAGUUUUUUGUUCGUUUUUAUUUUUAAAUGAAAUUAAAAUUAAAAUGUUUCUUUCUGUUUCCUUUGUUAAGGCAACUGGGCAUCCCUGUUGUCUCUAGGAGGUAAUGAAACCUUUUACUGUUUGUCUGUAAAUAAGAUUCUGUCUUCAUCCGGACUGUCAAAAUAAAUGGCUCUUAUGGAGAAGUGACAAGUUACCUUCAAGUGACUGAAGUGCCACUUGCAUUUCAGUAAUUACUGUAAAUUAAGAAAACUGCAUCACUAUCAGUAUUUUAUAAAUCGUCGUGAAGUUCUACACUUGUGAGUUCUUCAUGUGUCCCUUUUGGAAGGUGGUGUGUGAAGAGGUCAUGCAGAAGGGAUGAGCACGUGACAUGGAUGUGGAGAGCUUGUGUAGCAUUAAGUGCUGCAUGGCAACACCAGGAGGUAGAAAUGACAAAAGUGGCUGGAGAUACAAGUGCUUUGUUUCUUUCCCUUACCAUUUGUAAAGUUUUCAUACCUUACAUAUUUCUCCAUUUAUUUAUUGGACAGCCUGCAAAGAGUAAGCGUCCCAAAGAACCUGGAGAAAACAAAAUUAAGCCUGUUAACAAGAAAGUAAAACCCAAGACUCCCAAAAUGAAGGAGAGAGAAUCCAUGGACUCCUCUUUGAAGUCUCAGUCCAUACUGACACAGAUGAUGGAUAAAGGUCAUUUCCAGAAACUAGCUGCCACCUUAAGCCUGGCUGCAGGAGAAACCAUAGAACUGCGAUGUAAGGGGAAUAAUGUUACUUGGAGCUAUCCCCCUUAUUUAGACACCUUUAAAGACUCCAGACUCAGCAUAAAGCAGCUCGACAGGUAUAGUCAGCUGAUCCUUGCAAACUCCACUGCAGCAGACACAGGUGAAUACAGCUGCUGGCUUCAGCUGUGCAAUGGUAACAAAUGCAGGAAGGAUGAGACUAAAACAGGGUCAACAUACAUCUUUUUCACAGACAAAGAGGAACUUUUUGUACCUACUCCCAGUUAUUUUGAGAUUGUCUACCUGAACCCAGAUAAACCUGCAGUUAUCCCAUGCCGUGUUACUACUCCUUCAGCAAAAGUGACUCUUCACAGGGAAUUUCCAGCAGGAGAAAUUGAAACAGAUGGAACUGAUAUUAUUUAUGAUGCAAAGAAGGGUUUUGUAUUCCAGCACCCUACUUCUGAUCAUAAAGGUAUUGUCUACUGCAAAGCAGAGUCACAGGGAGCACCUCAGAUUUCCAUCAAAUACCACCUACUGUAUGUGGAAGUUCCCAAGGGCCCACCCUCAACCACAAUUGCAGUGUCAUCCAGUAGAGCCGGACUCAGUGACAGAGUUCAUGUGGUCUGCACAGUCCUCGGGGAGCCUGAUGUGGAUGUGAACUUCAAGUGGCAGUAUCCAGGACAAGAGUCCGGGAGGCCUGUGAUUAUUCAAAACUUCUGGAGAUUGAUAAACAGAGGAGUUGGACAUACUACAAGAAUCUCAAAGAGUGUUCUUCUUGUGGAGGAUUUUGAAGACAUAGAUGUGGGAAACUAUGUUUGUACAGCUGAGAAUUUACAAGGAGAAACAACAGUAGCUACUAAAGUUGAACUAAAGUGAUAGGAAGGACUUCUGGAUGUGGACUGGCCUCUAUGUUAUUUGACAUUAUAGCAAUUAAUUUUCUUUAUUAAGGUUUAAAUAUAGCUUCUCACUCACUGUUUCUUUUAUAUGUCAACGCAUUGCAUGAUGACCAGCUUGACAGGCCACAACAGAGUUUACUCUGUCCAGAAGUAGUCAGUUGUGAGUUAAUGAAACUACUAUGAAGCACGAAAGUUUAAGUCUGAACAUGCAUAGGGCGUGUGCAUAUUUAGAAACAGGUGCUCUUUCAGCUUUUCUUUGCAUAUGGUCUUUCCCUCAGACUCUUGCAUGAGGUCAACCCGCUGUGUGGAACAUGCAAUUUUAAGAGUACUGUACAUGUUUAAAACAACAACAAAAAAGCAAACUAAAAAAAGCCUUGUAGCUUAUAGUUAGCCAAUAGCAGUUGUUUAUUUUGCAAGAAUAAUUAAAUUUCUGAACAUUAUGAAAACAUAAA
Molecule: messenger RNA, 6573 nt
Organism: Poecile atricapillus (Black-capped chickadee)
Lineage: Eukaryota; Metazoa; Chordata; Aves; Passeriformes; Paridae
Gene: PDGFRL
Product: platelet derived growth factor receptor like
Exons: 6
Coding region: 4890-6101 (403 amino acids)
Source: RefSeq, a predicted model, not a curated record